Molecule: messenger RNA, 1018 nt
Organism: Hemisphaericaspora subhashii
Lineage: Eukaryota; Fungi; Ascomycota; Pichiomycetes; Serinales; Debaryomycetaceae
Product: pzh1
Exons: 1
Cellular component (GO): cytoplasm; nucleus
Molecular function (GO): protein serine/threonine phosphatase activity
Source: RefSeq, a predicted model, not a curated record
AUGGGUUCAUCUACUUCUAAACAAUCAUCAUCAUCAAAUCUUAAGAUUCCCCCUCCAUUACAACGAACUGAUACUUCAAAUUCAACUAAAUCAACAAGAUCAAUAAGACUGAAACUAUCCCUAUCAAGUAUUAAUGAUAACAACAACAACAACAACCAUGACAACAACAACAGCAAUACUGGUACACCUAGAAUAUUAUCUAGAAAGAAUUCAACUUCAUCAUACCAUACCACCACCUCAACUACUGAUGACAUUAAUGGUCCACCAAUAAUAAAUAAUAACAACAACAACAAUGAUCUACCGAAUGGAACUAAUGGACAAACAACAAUAUCUCACAAUAACAGUUAUUCCAAUUUUCAAACUUCUUUUAAUAAUAAAUUACCACCAUCAAUGAUUCAAAUCCCACCAAAAGAACCAAUUUUAUUAAGAAGAAAUACAAAUGAUACUAUAAAUACUUCAAUAAGUGUAGAAUCUCCAUUAUUAUCAUCUUCAGUUAACAACAUCAAUAAUAAUGGAAAUAAUAAUAAUAUCUCCCGAACUUCCACGAAUCAUUCAAUACCGUCACUUUCCGGUACUUCCCCAUUGGCAAUAUCAUCAUCCCCCAUGGUAUCAUCAACUACAAACACCCCCAAUACAACAACAGUAUCUACUCCAACUCAAGAAUAUGAUCAGAAAUCUAUCCAUAGUAGAACAUCCCUGAUGGGAGAUUUAGCAGAAUUAUCAAAAACUUCAUCAAUAUCAAGAAAUAUAAUUAAUAAAAGUACAACCAAUACUUCAAUAUCAAAUAAUGCAUAUACUAUCGAUAUAGAAGAUUUAAUUCAACGAUUAUUAGAUGCGGGAUAUAGUGGGAAACGUACGAAAAAUGUAUGUCUUAAAAAUACCGAAAUUCAAUUAAUUUGUGCCACCGCAAGAGAAAUCUUCCUUUCUCAACCUAGUUUAUUAGAAUUAUCCCCGCCGGUGAAAGUCGUCGGUGAUGUUCAUGGUCAAUAUGGAGACUUGAUUCGAAUCUUCACCAAAU